AAUUAAGUACUAGAAAAUAUGGGGGAUUCCUAUUCCAUCAAAGAUGAGCAGGUUAAAUUUUCCUCUAAUCAAACAGAGGAUGGUGCUUGCUUAUCAGCACUGCUGCUCAGUACUAAUAUAGUAUACCCUGCAGUUUUGAAUGCUGCUAUUGAACUCAACUUGUUUGAGAUCAUAGCUAAAGCAACACCACCUGGUGCAUUCAUGUCACCUUCUGAAAUUGCUUCUCAGAUGCCAUUGCCAACCCAACACCCAGACUUGCCUAACAGGCUUGAACGCAUGCUGCGUUUGCUUGCAAGUUACUCCGUUCUUACUUGUUCCACUCGCAUCGCUGAACAUGGUAGCACUGAGAGAGUUUAUGGACUCUCACAAGUUGGAAAAUACUUAGUCCCUGGUGCGAGUAUGGGCUACUUGGCUUCAUUUGUUUCAUUUCUCUGCUAUCCACCACUGUUACAGGUUUGGUUGAACUUAAAGGAAGCUGUUGUUGAUGCUGAUAGUGACCGGUUCACGAAACGUCAUGGAGUAACCAUGUUCCAGUACAUGGAAAAGGAUCCAAAAAUGAACCAAAUUUUUAACAAGGCAAUGGGCGAUCUGUGUGAAACAGAGAUGAAAAGAAUACUUGAAAUCUAUACUGGAUUUGAGGGAAUAUCAACAUUGGUUGAUGUUGGAGGUGGGAAUGGACAAAAUCUCAAAAUGAUAAUCUCCAAGUACCCUUUGAUAAAUGGAAUUAAUUUUGAUCUGCCCCAGGUGAUUGAAAAUGCACCAUUGAUUCCAGGGAUUGAGCAUGUUGGAGGUGAUAUGUUUGAAAGUGUUCCACAGGGUGAUGCCAUAAUAAUUAAGGCCGUAAUCCACAAUUGGUCAGAUGAAAAAUGCGUACAAGUUUUAAGAAAUUGUCACAAAGCAUUGUCGCCAAAGGGGAAGGUGAUUGUUGUGGAGUUAAUAUUGCCAGAAGAACCAGAACCAACUGAAGAAUCCCAACUUGUUUCUAGUCUUGACAAUAUCAUGUUCAUCACAGCUGGUGGAAUGGAAAGAACUGAGAAAGAAUAUGAGAAUCUGUGCAAGCUCUCUGGAUUUUCUAAAUUUAAUGUUGCUUGUCGCGCUUUCUCGAGUUUGGGAAUGAUGGAGUUUUAUAAAUAAGUUGAUCAACAUGUAGAAUCUUAAAAUAAAAGUAUAAGAGCAGAGUGAGAAUUAAGAGUAUACAGGUCUAGUAUUAAAGUUUUCGUUUAUUUCUCUCGUGUGGGGUGCAAUUGGGAUCCAUGUUUAUACCCGAUGUAAUGUUUAUGACUUUUAUGCACAAUGGAAUAAUCUGACUUUCUUAUAAUCCCCUAAGAACACUGAAGUAUUAUAUAGUUGCAUCUAGUAAUGCAAUUGGGAGGACUUAAUACUAAGAUCCUGCAUCUUCUU
Messenger RNA from Lotus japonicus, 1401 nucleotides. Its product is annotated as isoliquiritigenin 2'-O-methyltransferase-like. The transcript has 4 exons. The record is from RefSeq and is a predicted model, not a curated record. Gene Ontology annotation, biological process: methylation. NCBI's taxonomy places the organism in Eukaryota, Viridiplantae, Streptophyta, Magnoliopsida, Fabales, Fabaceae. Gene Ontology annotation, molecular function: protein dimerization activity; O-methyltransferase activity; S-adenosylmethionine-dependent methyltransferase activity. Bases 19 to 1134 code for a protein of 371 amino acids.